Messenger RNA from Penicillium malachiteum, 375 nucleotides. RefSeq lists its product as uncharacterized. The record is from RefSeq and is a predicted model, not a curated record. The coding region runs from base 1 to 375 and encodes 124 amino acids. NCBI's taxonomy places the organism in Eukaryota, Fungi, Ascomycota, Eurotiomycetes, Eurotiales, Aspergillaceae. The transcript is spliced from 3 exons.
AUGGCCGCUUAUAUCGAAGUCAGCCCGAUGCGCGAAAUGGCAACUCCUGUUCCUGAACUGGUCUUUUCCCUGGCCAAUGCCCAGAACAAAAAUAAAGGCAUUUUCUUUGACUCAGACAUACAAUGGAAGAUGCGAAAGGGUAACAACAAAGAAGAACGGAAAGGGGGCGAAUAUUUUAAGUCUUGCCAUACGACUCGAAUGGUUGUGGGACAGGGAGAACGAGUACGGUCAUCGACCCGUUUGGCGAACGUCGAUGAUGAUUUGGCUCUCAGCGACUCUCUUGUUGUAGACCUCAUGUUCAAGGCCGUUUACCACAGCCUAAUUGACGAGGUCCUAAUAUGGCUGGCCAAUGUUGGCUUGCUACGAAGGGUGUGA